This is a messenger RNA of Hirsutella rhossiliensis, 441 nucleotides long. RefSeq names its product DASH complex subunit dad2 domain-containing protein. The coding region runs from base 1 to 441 and encodes 146 amino acids. The record is from RefSeq and is a predicted model, not a curated record. Gene Ontology annotation, biological process: mitotic cell cycle; attachment of spindle microtubules to kinetochore. Lineage: Eukaryota; Fungi; Ascomycota; Sordariomycetes; Hypocreales; Ophiocordycipitaceae. Gene Ontology annotation, cellular component: mitotic spindle midzone; mitotic spindle pole body; DASH complex. The transcript is spliced from 3 exons.
AUGUCCUUUCCGACGCGAUCGCUGUCGACGCACAUGCGCGCCCCCAGCGGGUCGGCCUCGACUGCGUCUCAAUCACCCGCGCUCGUCGCUCGAAUCGAGGAGAAGAAGGCGGAGCUGGAAAACCUCAAGGAACUACGGGACCUGAGCGCCGCUGUAGCUGGGCAGAUGGAGGCCCUGGAGCACAAGCUUCAGACCCUUUCGGGCGGGACAGAAGCUAUCGCAGCCGUCAUGGGCAACUGGCAUAACGUGCUACGAGCCAUCAACAUGGCCUCUGUGAAACUUGCAGCACCAUCGGGCGAAUCGGCCAAGGAAGAAAAGGUGUCGGAGCCGCUCCCACAGACGUUGGUGCGCAUCCCAACCGAGCACGCGCCGACUCUCCAGGCCCAGGCAGAGACAAUGGAGGCUGCUGCACCCGAGGACGCGUCGACGACAAGCGUGUGA